UCCUUGGAACCCGACAAUGGCGUCGUCCCUGCAUCUAAACUUUAGAAUCUGAGGGUGGCAACACCAGCUUCACAAGAACAAAGUGGUCUUCCCUUCACCCUCAGUGGAGUUCUCUGGGAAGCUCCCAGGGGCCAGGGAGCGAGCUCUACAGUCCCUAAGAAGGGGGAUAAUGUGAAGACUGUCUCACCACGAGAACUCUGACGCAAGAACUCUUCAAGGGCAGAGGAAGAUUGCCAACUCUUGAGCCAAGAUACAUACUGUGUCCAACUUCCAUCGUGGCAGUCAUUGAGAUUGAGGCCUGUGUUCCUGAAAGCCUCGUCUCUGACACCAGCUGCCAAAGUGCCUGAGACCCGUUCAACCCAGAAGUGGAUACAAGGCAUCUUCAAUCCCCAAGGUUCAUUCUGUGGCGGUCACGCAGUUGACUACACCUGAAUGUUCCUCUCCACAGCCCAUCUACUUGACUCUGUGGUUUAUAAUUAUCAAACAUCCAGCUUUCAGCCAAUGAGGUUUCUACCAAGUCUGCUACCUCAAUAAAUAACAGGCCACUGAUUAGCCUCACAAUCAGUCACAAGCACAGCACUAAGGCUGAUUUGGACCCUGAGCUCUGAGCAACUAGCAGGGUUACAGGGAAACCUACAGUCAGAAGCAGCUGUGUCUUUGGUCUUUGAGAUCUUAGCCUCCGAAGUCUCCCAUGGCUCCUUAUCAUAUCCGAAAAUACCAGGGCAGCGACCACAGGAGUGUGGUGGAUUUGUUCCGCAGAGGCAUGGAGGAGCACAUCCCCGCCACCUUUCGCCACAUGCUGCUGCUGCCCCGAACCCUCCUGCUCUUACUCGGGGUCCCUCUUACUCUAUUCCUGGCCUCAGGCUCCUGGCUUCUGGUUCUUCUGUCCAUCCUUACCCUCUUUCUUUCCCUGUGGUUCCUUGCAAAAUACACAUGGGAAAAGCAUGUGAUGAACUGUUUGCACACAGACAUGGCUGACAUCACCAGAACCUACCUGAGUUCUCACUCCUCCUGCUUCUGGGUAGCUGAGUCUAGAGGUCAGACAGUGGGCAUGGUGGCUGCUCGGCCAGUGAAGGACCCCCUCCUGCAGAAGAAGCAACUGCAGCUACUUCACCUCUCUGUGUCAUUGCAGCACCGAAGAGAAGGCCUAGGGAAAGCUAUGGUCAGGACUGUCCUCCAAUUUGCACAGAUGCAGGGCUUCAGUGAAGUUGUCCUUUCCACCAGCAUGCUGCAGUACGCAGCCCUGGCUCUCUACCAGGGCAUGGGCUUCCAGAAGACUGGCGAGACCUUCUACACCUAUUUGUCCAGACUAAGGAAAUCUCCAAUGAUAAACUUAAAGUAUAGCCUCACUUCUCCUUGGGAAGGGGACCUGUGAUCUCUCUCCUCUGGGCGUCAAUCAGGAUCUGAUUGCUUCUGUAAUAGUAACAAGCAGACCCAGCUACUUCAGGUGCAAACCACUAACCCUCACUCUCAAGCACAUCUGAGUAAGUGUUUUGUGGGUGGGCUUGGGGCAAUGGUUACUCUGUGUUAUCUAGGCUUUCUGAGGUAUUCUUUAGCUAACAUAACGCCAUGUAUAAAAAGUAACACAAUAUGAACUAACCAGUACCCCGGAGCUCUUGACUCUAGCUGGAUAUGUAUCAAAACAUGGCCUACUCGGAGGCCCAUUGGACUUGCAAACUUUAUAUGCCCCAGUACAGGGAAAUGCCAGGGCUAAAAAGUGGGAGUGGGUGGGGAGGGGGGUGGGGGGGAAGGGUAUGGGGGACUUUUGGGAUAGCAUUGGAAAUGUAAAUGAGAAAAAUACCUAAUAAAAAAAAAGGAAUGAAAAGAAAAAAACAGUAA
Messenger RNA from Mus musculus (house mouse), 1839 nucleotides. RefSeq names its product N-acetyltransferase 8 (GCN5-related) family member 3 (gene Nat8f3). NCBI's taxonomy places the organism in Eukaryota, Metazoa, Chordata, Mammalia, Rodentia, Muridae. The transcript has 3 exons. Gene Ontology annotation, cellular component: perinuclear region of cytoplasm; cytoplasm; nuclear membrane. Gene Ontology annotation, molecular function: N-acetyltransferase activity; acyltransferase activity, transferring groups other than amino-acyl groups; protein-lysine-acetyltransferase activity. Bases 692 to 1375 code for a protein of 227 amino acids. The record is from RefSeq and is marked validated. Gene Ontology annotation, biological process: chromatin remodeling.